AUGAAGUCCGUAAUUGUUUUUAUUCUUUUAAUUUCACUAGUUAAAGCUCAAUCCGUAGACAAUAACUUACCCUACGAGUGCUACUCACGUACAAAUAAUACGGUAUAUCUCCGUUUGGAAACGUUGGAUUUGAGCAACACUAAACUUGAGAGCAAGGAUAGUUUAGUGUUGGCAAUCGAUCAGAAAUUGAAAGAACUGUACUUGGGCGGCAGUCUAUUGAAGGAAUUGAACUGGGAUUUCAUUGCCAAACUUGAUGGUUUGAAAAUAUUCGAUAUGAGCAACACCCGAAUCAAAGAGAUUGAUGACGACUGUUUCGUGAACAGUUCAAAUAUGAAGGAGCUGUACUUGAGUGGCAUUCCACUGAGACAAAUCAGCUGCAACGUAUUUGCGUCACUAUCCAAUCUACAAACGCUGGACCUGAGUAACACUGAAAUCGAAGACAUUUUUGAUCACUGUUUUGUAAACAAUCCAAAUAUGAAAGAGGUAAACUUGGAAGGUACUCCACUAAAAAAGUUCAAUUUCAAUACAUUUUCAUCAGAAGCGGAAUUGGUUGAAGUGCAUCUGCCAUCGGAAAGCAUUCAAGAGUUGGAUAUAAGUUAUCAAAUAACCACUAAAAUCACCUUAUUCUCAAUCAUCUUCUGUGCCGGUAAAUGUGAUAGGCAAAGAAUAUACUUUUCAUUCUUGGCAAAAUCGCUAGACGAGACAUCAAAAGCAACAAACGGCCUUCAUGUUGCUGGCAACACAUCGAAAAUGAGCAAAAAAGACAUAUUGGGCCAGGAUGACUAUGUAUCCAAAGAAGGAUGUCUGAAACAGAACCAAUACGAUAAGUCAAGUGUAAAAUUGAUAACAUACAAGUGCGGAAAACCGAUCACAUUGAAAAAGUUCUAUCUAGACGUACUGGACGAUUUUAAGAAUUCGGAUAUGUUGGAUAUAUCAAAUCUUGGGAUUGAAGCUGUUGUUGCGUCAUCUCUUCAGUUCAAAUCACAAAUUAAAAAACUAAGAGCAUCGCACAACAAUCUUACUCAGAUUCCGUAUUUACAUUUGGAUCAUAUGCCACAAUUAACUGAAAUUGAUUUAUCGAACAAUCAAUUUCAAGUUGUGAAUUUUACCCAAUUUUCAAAACCCAAUAUCAUUUCAUUGGUAAACCUAUCAAGUAAUAACAUUUCGGAUAUCAGUGAUGGAGCAUUUUCACAUCUACAAGAGCUUAAAACAUCGGAUCUGAGCAAUAAUAAUAUUCAAACGAUUAAUGAACGUACGUUUGCAACUAAUCAUAAAUUGAUCGAUUUGAAUUUGGGCAACAAUUUAUUGAAGAGUCUAGCACCCGCAUUCAUUUCAUCACUGAAGAUGUUGGAAAAAUUAGAUCUCAGCAACACUAAAAUCGAACAAAUUAAUGAUGACUGUUUUGAAAAUAACACAAAUCUGAAAGUGUUAAACCUUGAAGGUACUUCACUGACAAAAUUCAAUUUCAAUACAUUUUCAUCAAAAGCGAGAUUGCUUAAAGUGUAUCUUCCAUCGAAUGGCAUUAAAGAAUUGGAUAUAAGUUGUGCGAAGCCAAGUUGUGAUUUGAACAAGUUUUACGAAAAUGAUUUAUUCGAGAAUAUUCGGAUUCUUAAUGCUUCGGGAAAUCAAAAGCAAAAUAUAGCGUUAUUGGGAAAAAUCGCACCGAACGUUGAAACUCUCGAUCUAUCACGGACAUCUAUUGUAACAUUGAACGUAGGCAUGCUGAGACCUUUUCGUUAUAUUCGACAUCUAAAUUUGAGCCAUUCGCAGAUAUCCAAAAUUGAAGAUGAUGCAUUUGUCAAACAGUCGCAGCUGAUAACACUCGAACUUUCCAAUAAUUUAUUGGCAGAAAUCGACUCCGUGAAGAUGGAUCUUGCUUCUCUACAAACACUGAAUUUAGUCGGCAACAAACUAACCAAACUUGGCAUGGUCAAUUCAAUUAAUUUACCGAACCUCAAAUCACUUAAAAUUGCAGAGAAUCCUUUCGAUUCCACAUAUUUGUACGAUACUAUGAACGAAUGGGUAAAGAAUGGUCUAAGGAUUGAUGUAGAACUUAUUGCACCUACAUCUCUUACGCCAACUACAACUGCGAUUGCAACAACAAAUAUCAAUUUAACAUCGACCACAGUCUCACCAGUCCAAACUACAGAAAAACCCAAGCCUAAACCCACAACUCCCAUCAAGACAAUAACAAUCGGAACAAAAGAUGCUGUAUCGAGUUCAACUUCAUCUGAGCCUACAACUCCAACUGCGAUUGCAACAACAAAUAUCGAUUUGACAUCGACCACAGUCUCACCAGUCCAAACUACAGAAAAACCUAAACCGAAACCUAAAUCUAAACCCACAACUCCCAUCAAGACAAUAACAAUCGGAACAACAGAUACUGACUCGAGUUCAACUUCAUCUAAGCCCACAACUCCAACUGCGAUUACAACAACGAAUGCAGAUUCAACAUCAACAUCGAUCACCGUUUCGCCAAUUAAAUCUAAAGAUGAACCAUGGUCAUACCUAGAGGCAAAUGCAGAACGAUUCAACUACGAUAAACUGGCUCCUCUAGUAUCGCCUGAUGCUCGAGCAUCUUCUGUGCCAGUAAAUGUUAUAGAGAAAGAUCACUUUUCAUUCUUGACCAAACGGCCAGGUGGAACAUCAAUAGCAACAAAUGGCCUUCAUGUUGCUAGCGACGCACUAAAAUCGAGCAAAAGAAUUCCCCUAUCGUAG
This is a messenger RNA of Sitodiplosis mosellana (orange wheat blossom midge), 2718 nucleotides long. Its product is annotated as protein artichoke-like. The record is from RefSeq and is a predicted model, not a curated record. The transcript is spliced from 7 exons. The coding region runs from base 1 to 2718 and encodes 905 amino acids. NCBI's taxonomy places the organism in Eukaryota, Metazoa, Arthropoda, Insecta, Diptera, Cecidomyiidae. Gene Ontology annotation, molecular function: protein binding.